AUGUUUAAAUUCAAGAACAAAUUGAAGUUUGGCUCUUCAUCGGAAAAACACCAUAAUGGCCGUGAAUCAAGUGAAUCGCCAUCCGGUGGCACUGCUGCUGACAAUUCUGCCGCUUCCCCAGGUCAAUCGUCUGCUUCUGUUCCUGCACCUCCGCCCAUUAGAAACACGUCUGAAAAUAACGCAAUUGAAGAUGCGAGAAAAACGAUAUCGGUGAAUAAACUAGCUGACAACGUGUCCAACUUGUCGGUCACUGAUGGCAAGAAUACCUACGAAUCUCCUCAAACUAACGGUUCCGACCAUGUCGCCAACAAAUCCGGCCACUUGUCAGAAAAGAGUAAAGACUCAAAUACAAAUGGCUUGCUACAACCACCUUCAACAGAAUCAAAUGUAACUUCAAAUUCUUCUCAAUACAAUGGUUCUCCCUCAUCGUCGCAAGCUACGUCCUUAGGUCAUGCUUCGUCUAGCUCCAAUUUGGAUCAGCAGUUUCAACAAGCAAACAAUCAACCGGGUGCAGCUUCGUCUCCUGGCUUGCUAACUGUCAAAAUCUACGGCUCACAAAAUAUACAACUUCCUAUAAAGAUAAACAACAACAAACAAAUUUUGCAUGCCUUGGCCAUCAACUCAAACAAUGUGGCCCUAGGCCAGCAGUUGUUGAAGAAUAUGGGAUUAUUGGAAGAAGAGAAUGACUUUGGAGGAUAUUUACCGGGCUCUAUUGCAACAAAUUUUUUACCCUCAAUCAUUUCGAUACCAAAUGCUGACAAUUUGGUUAAAUCUUUACUUUAUUUAACUAUUGAGUUUGACAACAAUGUCCUUGUGAUUGAACCACAGAAGGGAACUGUUAGCCAAUCUACAUGGAAUCAAGUGGUCUCGUUUGAUGUUACAAACAAGUCCUCCCCUAGCAAUUCCCAGUUUCUCAAUUUAAAUUUAUUUAUUAGACUUCCAAAUAUGUUGAUACCGGAAAGUGAAAAGGUGAAAAACAAACAUUUAUUCACCAAUUUCCAAGCUGAUAAUCUGCAGCAACUGCAACAACAACAACAACAACAACAACAACUGCAACAACAACAACAACAACAACAACAACAACAACUGCAACAGCUGCAACAGCUGCAACAACAACAACUGCAACAGCUGCUGCAGCAACAACAACAACAACAACAACAACAACGACAACAACAACGACAAAAACUGCCUUUACGCGGAUCUGUGACAUCUAAUUCGUCGUCUUCAUCUUCAUCCCCUGCUGCUAAUAUUGGAGAUUUAUUAAUUGGUUCUAUUAAGUUACCGUUGAAUCUCAAAUCGCAUACGCAACAAAUUAGACUUAUGCAUCAUGAAUAUUUGAAGUUUUCAAAUUAUAAUGCCAAUUUACAAGACCUGGCUUCAACAAAAGACAUGGGAGAAAUUAUGCUUACUAUUGAGUUUAAACCAUUGACCAAGAAGCAUCUUACAAUUGACGAUUUUGAUUUAUUGAAAGUAAUUGGAAAGGGGUCGUUUGGUAAGGUUAUGCAAGUUGUCAAGAAAGACACUAAGCAAAUCUAUGCUUUGAAAACCUUACGUAAACAGCAUAUUGUUUCCAGAAUGGAAGUGACGCAUACUUUAGCUGAGAGGACUGUUUUGGCUAGAAUCAAUAAUCCAUUUAUUGUACCAUUAAAAUUCUCGUUUCAAUCUCCAGAAAAACUAUACCUUGUCCUUUCAUUUAUAAAUGGUGGAGAAUUGUUUUGGCAUUUGCAAAGGGAAGGGAAAUUCACUAUGGACCGGUCAAGAUUCUACAUUGCCGAAUUGUUGGCGGCAUUGGAAAGUCUUCAUGAAUUAAAUGUCAUUUAUCGAGAUUUGAAACCAGAAAACAUCUUGUUGGAUUAUCAAGGUCACAUUGCUCUUUGUGAUUUCGGGUUAUGUAAAUUGAACAUGAGCAACGAUGACAAAACCAAUACAUUUUGUGGUACUCCCGAGUACCUUGCGCCAGAAUUACUUUUAAAUCAAGGCUAUACCAGAAGUGUGGAUUGGUGGACUUUGGGUACUUUGCUAUAUGAGAUGUUAACUGGAUUACCUCCGUUCUAUGAUUCUGACUCGGCAACAAUGUAUAAGAAAAUUUUACAAAAUCCAUUACGUUUCCCCCCGUUUUUAGAAAAUACAGAUGCUCAAGAUUUGCUUAUAAAACUACUACAAAAGGAUCCACUGCAAAGGCUAAGUGAUGCACAAGAAAUUAAAAACCAUCCAUUUUUCAAAGAUAUUGAUUGGAAUAAACUAUUAAAUAAAAGUUAUUUACCUCCAUUCAAGCCAAAUGUUGAAAAUCUUUUGGACACUUCAAACUUUGAUCAAGAUUUUACUAAUGAAAAACCUCAGGAUUCCGUCGUUGACGAUUUCUUAACUGAAAGUGUACAGAAACAAUUUGGUGGAUGGACUUAUAAUGGAGAUAACGUUUUGUAA
This is a messenger RNA of Lodderomyces oxycetoniae, 2424 nucleotides long. Its product is annotated as serine/threonine protein kinase. NCBI's taxonomy places the organism in Eukaryota, Fungi, Ascomycota, Pichiomycetes, Serinales, Debaryomycetaceae. The transcript has a single exon. The record is from RefSeq and is a predicted model, not a curated record. The coding region runs from base 1 to 2424 and encodes 807 amino acids. Gene Ontology annotation, biological process: protein phosphorylation. Gene Ontology annotation, molecular function: protein serine/threonine kinase activity; ATP binding. Gene Ontology annotation, cellular component: nucleus; cytoplasm.